GAGGGAAACCUUAUCAUUGAUACGGUUGGUGUGUUGUUGGGAAUUAUGAAGAAGCAAAUCGUGUGUGGAGUUUCUACAAACAUGAUAAGUGCAAGAAUGUCAAUGAGAAGCAGCACCAUCGCAUUCUUUUCCUUUCCAAUAAUAAAAAAUUGCUCCGAUGAUUCAAACUCAAACCGUGGUGGUGGUGGUUUCGGAGAUACUAACAGGAGUAGGAGGAGGAUUAACAAGGUUGAUGGAAAAUCUAGAAACAAUUCCUUGGAUGUUGAUUUUGAGGAACGACUAAAGGCAGUUAGAAGGUCAGCACUAGAGCAAAAGAAGGUAGAAGAGAAAAAGGAAUUUGGAGCAAUUGACUAUGAUGCACCUAUUUCUUCGGAUAAGAAGACAAUUGGGUUUGGUACCAAGGUUGGAAUAGGUGUAGCUGUUGCAGUCUUUGGUCUUGUUUUUGCUUUGGGAGAUUUUCUUCCGUCAGGAAGUCCCAACGAAGACAGUGCUUUGGUCAAUGAUAAAUUGUCAGAGAAGGAUAAAGCUAUUCUUCAGAGUAGACUUAAGGAAUUUGAAGCGACAUUAAGCAACUCCCCAAGAGAUCCAACAGCUCUCGAAGGAGCUGCUGUAACUUUGGCAGAACUAGGGGAAUAUGCAAGAGCUGCUUCUCUACUUGAUGAUUUGACAAAGGAAAAACCAAAUGAUGCUGAUGCUUUUCGUUUGCUUGGAGAAGUUAAGUAUGAACUCAAAGAUUAUGCAGGGAGUGUUGCUGCGUAUAAAAAUUCAGCAAAGGUAUCUGAAGAUAUCAAUUUUGAAGUUCUGCGUGGCCUUAUCAAUUCAUUACUUGCUGCCGAGAAGCCAGAUGAGGCUGUUCAAUUACUUGUGGCCUGUCGUGAGCGUCUGAGUUCAGAAGACUUCAGGAAAAAAUCUGAUAGCAGACCAACAGACUCACAGAAGCUCGAUCCAGUUCAAGUGGAAUUACUUCUCGGAAAGGCUUAUUCAGACUGGGGCCACGUCAGUGAUGCUAUAGCUGUUUACGAUCAGCUCAUAUCUACUCACCCUGAUGACUUCCGUGGAUACUUGGCUAAGCAGGGAAUCAUUCUAAAAGAAAACAAAAGAAUUGGAGAAGCAGAGAGGAUGUUCAUACAAGCUAGGUUCUUUGCACCUGAUAAAGCUAAAGCACUCGUGGACCGUUAUUCAAGAUCGUAGCUUUUAUUGAUAUUGAUUAUGAUGGUUAUGUUUUGUAUAAUAGAAACGUCUUUAACUAGGUGCAGGUAAUAUAUAUUGCAGAUUCAUGGUAAAGUGUAAGACAGUAUUUCCAUUUAUUUUAAGAAACGGCUAGGGUUUUGACAUUACUAGAUA
This is a messenger RNA of Cicer arietinum (chickpea), 1344 nucleotides long. RefSeq lists its product as uncharacterized. Gene Ontology annotation, molecular function: protein binding. NCBI's taxonomy places the organism in Eukaryota, Viridiplantae, Streptophyta, Magnoliopsida, Fabales, Fabaceae. Gene Ontology annotation, cellular component: chloroplast thylakoid membrane. The record is from RefSeq and is a predicted model, not a curated record.